AAAACACGCUUUUUCUGUUUUAUUCUCGGAUAAAACAUGGCUUUUCGACCAAUCAGAGCGCGCACGGGAUCCUAUCUAUGUUAUAAUUCUUUUUUAAAGCAUAGUUUUUCCUAUGCCUGAGGUAGUAACGGACCCCUCUGAACUCAACGCAGCUCAGUUGCUUUUGGCAAAAUAAUCUCUUGUCCUAGGCCUGCAUGUGGCUUAGACGUGGAUCUUUUGAAUGUGUUAAGUGUGUUAAAAAUCUUAUGUUGCAUUAGGAACUUGUAUUCAUUAUCAACAAACACACUGUGGCCGCAGCUGGCAAAAACGUUAAUUAUCUUUAGGCAAUAAUUUGCUUAUCACUUUCACGGGUAUACCAUUUAAAUCUUGCCGUGCUCCACUCCUGUUAUUCACCAGGGAAGGAGGAAAUAAGUCAUGAUAUCUUCCGUCUUCUGUAUAAUAAAAUAACAUUUUAAAGUCAGUAAUAGGUGCCUCGAAUUCAAAUAUUAGGCUGAUCAGUAGCAAGAGAGCGGGAACGUCACUUGACGACGGCGCGCGCAGUACAAAUACCCAAAUAUGGUCAAAUAAGAACAGAAUCCAGGUUAUUCCACGCGCCCUGCAGUCGUCAUCUGACGUUUCGGUCCUGUUGCUAAAUCAACGCGAACGCACUGGGAAAGUCUCCAGCCCUCGAUAUUUUUCUAAAAGCAGUGGUAAUCAAUGGUCAAAUUUAAUCACCAGGCUGUCUUCUUUAAGCCACUUUUAAUCUACAACCUUCCAACAGCUGUUUAUGACAGACAAUAGGCUAAUGGACCGAACGUUAUUAAUGCUGUUUAUUUAUGCGCUGUUGACAUCCUGUUUAUAUUAACUAUUUUUUUUUCCAAGCACACAACACUAUCUUACUACGACUUGAAGCGUGCCAAGUGUAUGCAAAGAUGCCAAACGAAUCCAAAACUAAUUUUUCAUGUUACUCGGACAUCGAGAACGAAAACUCUGGUCUUGAAACCAUUGUCAUCAUAAAUUGUGUACUGAAUGCUCCAUUGAUGAUCUUAGCAAUCUCUGGCAACGCGCUGGUGUUAGUCGCGGUAUUGAGAGCUUAUUCACUCUUUCCGCCGUCCGUAACUUUGCUCUGCAGUUUGGCUAUGUCAGACCUGCUUGUUGGACUUGUUGUACAACCUCUUUACAUCGCUAAUGCACUGACGGAAAACAGUACACUGAAGCAGGCACUCAAUACAACCGUCUUUGUGGUCUGUGGUGUUUCCCUGUUGACAAUGGCAGUCAUAAGCGUCGACCGGUUCUUGGCCCUUCACCAUCACAUGCGAUAUCCGGAGUUGAUGACUACACACCGCGCCAUCUUUACAACAGCAACUCUUUGGAUCAUCGUCUUCCUGUUGUCAUUUUUAAACUUCUGGACUAUCAACGCUUAUUAUUUGGCUUCAGCAGUCAGUAUUUUAAUUUGUCUGUUAGUUUCCACUGUUUCCUACAUUAAAAUCUAUUUUAUUGUCAAACACCAUCACUUACAGAUUCACACUCAACAACAGGCUGUGGAAAGUAAUGCUACAGAUAUUAACCAAACCAUGUUACGAUCCACCAAAAGUGCCAAAAAUACGUUUAUUUAUUACACCGUAAUGAUUUCGUGCUAUACCCCGGUGUUUGUUGCCAUGGCGAUAUUAUUUAUUUCCCCUUCUCACUGGAAUGAAGGGUGGACCUUCGCAGAUACUGUAGUCUUUAUGAAUUCGUCCAUCAAUCCAGUUUUGUAUUGCUGGCGUCUUCGCCAGCUUCGAACAGCAGUUGUAAAGAUAGUAAGGCAGCUUUUAGGUAAACAGACAGAAGAAAACUAGCUAUAAACAUACCCACCGUGCA
Messenger RNA from Orbicella faveolata, 1839 nucleotides. Its product is annotated as melanocyte-stimulating hormone receptor-like. Gene Ontology annotation, cellular component: membrane. Gene Ontology annotation, molecular function: G protein-coupled receptor activity. The record is from RefSeq and is a predicted model, not a curated record. Gene Ontology annotation, biological process: G protein-coupled receptor signaling pathway. Lineage: Eukaryota; Metazoa; Cnidaria; Anthozoa; Scleractinia; Merulinidae.